Suillus paluster is the source of this 1953-nucleotide messenger RNA. RefSeq lists its product as uncharacterized. Lineage: Eukaryota; Fungi; Basidiomycota; Agaricomycetes; Boletales; Suillaceae. The coding region runs from base 1 to 1953 and encodes 650 amino acids. The record is from RefSeq and is a predicted model, not a curated record. The transcript is spliced from 9 exons.
AUGUCUUAUUGGUAUGGCAAGGUCGCCAAAAUAUAUUUGAAGGAACAAGGGGACACCCAUUGGUAUUACAGACGGAUGGACUUGGAGGAUAAUGGAGUAGACCUGGCUCAAUACAUGGGCGAGUAUGAGCUUGUGCUCAGCGACCACAUAUCUUUAGUGGAUAUGACAUGCGUCGAAGACCAUGCUUUGAUCGUCAGCUAUGAUGAAGGCAACAUUUCACAACGUCAACUACCACCCGAGACCCCAUACCAUCGUUGGAAUGUGGAAAUAAAAUUUGUGAAGAGCAGGACGAAAGUGCGCCUUCAUGAUCGACGUCCUACGCCAGUGUUGCCGGCUAUAUACAACGAUAUUCAGUUGGAGGCAGAGUUCCUCACCAUGUUUACCAUGCCAAUUUGCCGUGGUGGUCCAUUUGGGGUGGUCGGCAAUGGAUCUAUUUAUUCUCGAGCGAAGUUGCUCUUGAGAGAGGCGAGGACGCAUGGUAGCAUGCCAGAGGCAUGGAGAGAUAUCCUGGGGACAAUCGAAGAUGUGGAUGGGGAGUGUUCAUUCAAAGUCUCUGGAAUGGCCUCACAGAGCUGCCCGAUCGCUGCACACUAUCGGGUGCCCCUUCGAGCCAUCAACAAGAAAUUUGGACUCUACAGGCAUAUUGUGACCCACCUGACCGACUCUCGAAACCCUCUGGCUAUACAACUACGAGAUACAUACCUUUCUGUCAUGGACUAUAUGCACGAUGUGCGCAUCGCAUUUUUCACGGAUGCUCGAGGAUCUGCAAAUCCUCUCGAAGCUGGAUUUAGGUCUCCAGCAAUGGAUUACUAUCUAUGGUUGGACCAUAAGGUCGGCGCCUUCCAUGAUAGGAGUCGUGAGAUCCUGGAAAAGGAUCAUAAUGUAACCUUCAAGUCCCUACAGAAUAGGGAGGGCAAUGAUAUCAUAACGUUACGUAUGUGGUCCACCAUGAAUCACCUCGAUCUGUCUCUGAUCUGCGAUGAAGUUGAUUGGAAUGCCUAUCACACGACUAACUGUAAUGAAUACGAUCUGUGCGGUGUAUUUCAGGGCUGUGUUUCCGAAGAGGAUCUUCAACGACUUCUACAUGCAGUCGAUUCCUCUAUGGAUGGAAGUGACGUGCCCAAGGAAUCACAAAGCCCGACACCUGUUCAUUCGACGGACAAAAAUAAUCAGACCAUAUCUUUGAAAGAUACCACGCCGGUCGAUAGUGAGAAGCUGUUGGAUGCAGUUGAUUUAUAUGCAACUCUUGCUCCAAAUGAAUCUGCCAGAACUACCGUGGCUCGUUCCACAGACACAGUCACCACUGUCAAUCAGACAACUGAAAUACCAGAUGUCGUGUCACUGGGUGUACAAGCGGGAAGGACCACUCCUGGAGAUGCGGUUGAAGAUGAUGCCUGCGUCGAAAGUACUGGCGAAAGUCCAAAUUCUGCAUGUUUACCAAAGUCGGUCUUGAGACCUUUCCCACUUCCAUUCGACUGGAAUUACUGCAAGCGUGCCCUUCGGACCAUGGGUAUCAAGGCCACUCGUGUUGAUCUUUCACGGUGGUUCAUCGCACAUAUUGUAGUCCGAUUACGAGAACUGCAUGGACUGGAUGAGGACACCCCUCUUGACGACGCCUUUCAAAACGGGUCUGUUAGUGAAGCCACCUAUCAGGAGUACUGCGAAUUAUAUGGCAUAUCAAAUUUCCUGAGCGCGACACAGACCAUUCCACAGGAGCGACAGAGUAUCGCACAAUUCUUUAUUUCUGCUGCUCGUGGUCUGAGCCUGUCAAACAUGCGUGUUGAUUGUGCUGUCCAAUGUGAUGCAGAGUCGUGUGGGGCACCUGUGGACAGUGACAAAACAUUUAACGAUGAUGGAGUGCAACUGGAACUUUGUACGCACCACGAAGCCAGUGAACCACAUGGAGCGGACGAAGAAUAUUAUACCAAAAAUUUUGCACUUCCUGUUAGUUGA